CUCUAUCUAUCUUAGUCUCCGGCUGUGCUUUCAAAGGGAGCGGAGUGCGUCCAACUUCCCUUGCUCCAUUUAUGCCACGGUCUUGUGUUUUACUGCCCUUUGUCCGCCCCAGCGUACGCAGACAGCCUGCCUACAGACUGCUGGAUCAGGAGAGUCUCAUGGAAGGAAGGAGGGGAAGGAUGCUCUCGCUGCUGCAGCCCUUGUUUCAAUUAGCAUGAAUUUCACAGCAGUGGCGUCGGUCCGAGCCAGCCAGCCAGCAGUCUGCGCCGGAGCUCCGAGAGGACUGCUUCUUCCUCAGACCAGCGUCUGGGAAUCCACGGACUGAGAGGGAGAGACCCGGGAAGCUCUUUCCAUCUUAAGUGACAUAAAGGAAAGGAUACUGUGUGAUAUUGAGUGGGAAGGAGACUAGGAGGAUUUGGAAGGAUCGGUACGCUGUGAUGCGUUUCAGAGCUGGAGGGGAAAAAGGAUCACUUGGAUGCUCUCUUUGCGUUUGGGUGCGAUUCUACUCCCUCUGAAUCUGUAUACGCGCCACUCUCCACCCCAGCUUGGUUCUCUCCUGCAGGGGAGAGGGAUUCCGAGUGUCUAUAGUAUAUCUGCCUUUUCUCUUUCUCUGCCCUGCACUCGUUUUCCACAUCCCUUGUUUUCCUCUACUCUCUGCAGACAGCUCUGCUCUACGCUGUCGUUCCUUCAGGGAUUUGAAAAGCCUGGAAGCUGGAUUCAGCUGCACCUCCGUCGUCUUGGCACUGCUCUAGCCCUCUCUCCAUCACUCUAUCAAUUUUUUGCCUUUUGUUUUCUGAUGUGAGAGGCUUCAUCCAGCAAACUGUGGGGAUGGUGGUCGUUUUUUUAACCACACCGAGGGCUCAGGCUCUGGAUCGAGAAGGUUUGUAGUGGAAAACUUCAGUUCUAUUGACAGCAAACUGGGUUAUUGAGUUGUAGCUGAGAAAUACAUUUGUGUUGAUUAGUCUUAUAGUUUUACCUGAUUUACCAGUUACUGUUUAGGCUUCCACCGCUAGUGAUAGUUUAUUUUGUGGCGCUUAGCAGGGUGCCUUAAUUAAAGUCCUUAGUCGGCAGCGGGGGGGGGGUCUUUUUUUUUUGGGUGCUGUUGUUUUUUGGGUUUAGUUUUUUUGGGGCUCUGGAGGAUUGCAUAGGAAUAGGGAAUAGGCUCCUGGGAGGAUUUAGCCGCAGGACUCACUGAAGGAAUUUUCCGUUUUUUUUUCUUCUUGCUCCUUUUUGGAAGGAUUUCGCUUUUUAUUUUCCCUGAACAAACCUUUUUUCCCUGCAGUGUUUUUGGGAUCAUCGUCUUCGGGAGGAGGAUCCUGUUUUUUAUUUCAUUCUCUGCUGAUUGUUUGGUUUUACAAAUAUAUAUAUUUUUGCCCCACACUGGCAAGCUGGGGAUCAUGGGCCCUGGAUCCAUCUGAGAUGUCAUCUUCCUGUUCCUGUCGUGCGGAAGGAAGUUGGAGGGGCAUGCUGCUCCCAUUGAGCUCCGCCCCUGUGCUUCGGUUGGUCCUGGAGGUGGGUGGAGGACUGCUGCUAGUGCAGCGGCCCGUGGCGCCCCUGGUGUGGGCCAGCCCGGCCUGCCUGUUCCGGCUGGUGCUUUCCCUGGCCCUGCUGGCCUUCCCCUGCCCUGCCGUGGCCGCCCGCGUCUCCUCCAGCCUCAGCACCACCCACCAUGUCCACCACUUCCACAACAAGCAUGGCACUGUGCCCAUCGCCAUCAACAGGAUGCCCUUUCUCACGCGUGGGGGCCACGCUGGGACAACCUACAUCUUUGGGAGAGGAGGAGCCCUCAUCACAUACACCUGGCCCCCCAACGACCGGCCGAGCACACGGGCAGACCGGCUGGCGGUGGGCUUCAGCACGCAGCUCAAGGAGGCCGUGCUGGUCAGGGUGGAGAGCGCAGAGGGACUGGGAGACUACCUGGAGCUGCACAUAGAACGGGGAAGGAUCGGCGUCAUCUUCAACGUGGGAACGGACGACAUCAUCAUCGAGGAGAGCGCGGUGAUGGUGAGCGACGGCAAAUACCACGUGGUGCGCUUCACGCGCAGCGGCGGCAACGCUACCCUGCAGGUGGACAGCCAGCCCGUUAUCGAACGCUUCCCCACAGGGAACUUUGAUAAUGAACGCCUGGCUAUUGCUAGACAAAGAAUCCCAUACCGACUUGGUCGGGUAGUUGACGAGUGGCUACUCGACAAAGGUCGACAGUUGACCAUCUUCAACAGCCAGGCGUUCAUCAAGAUUGGCGGUGGUGGCGGCGACAAGGCCCGUCACUUCCAGGGCCAGAUCUCGGGACUCUAUUACAACGGGCUGCAGGUGCUCAAGCUGGCGGCGGAGAGCGACCCCAACGUGCAGGCCCAGGGCAACCUGCGGCUGGUGGGCGACGUGCCCUCUGUGCUCACCACGGACACCACCAGCACCACGCCGCUGGCCGACAUGUCCACCACCAUCAUGGAGACAACCACGACCAUGGCUACCACCACCACCCGCAAGCAGCGCUCGCCCACCAUGAGGGACAGUGUCACACAGAACACGGAUGACCUGUUGGUAGCGUCUGCUGAGUGUCCCAGCGAUGAUGAGGACUUGGAGGAGUGCGAGCCUGGAAAUGGAGGUGAAUUAGUGUUGCCCAUAAUAACGGUGGACUCCCUAGACCCCCCAUCCAUCGCCACCCGCUACCCCGUAAUCCCCCCGCCCCCCACCUACCGCCCCCUCUUCCCCUUCCUCGAAACAACCAAAGAGUCCCUCCCCCUGCCCAACGGUCGCCCCCCCUGCCCACUGGAUCAGGAGGACUGCGAGGAGGCGGGGCCCAUCGAGGUGUCCGCCUACGGCUCGGGCGAGAUGACCGAGUCAGACGACGAGGACUAUUACAAAAACUCCCCCCUCGUCACCGACAGGACGGUCCUCCCCCCUCCCCCCAAUGAGGGCGGCGUCCAUAACCCCCGCGACCGUCACUUCUCCCACCGGCCCCCCAACUCCCACCACCCCCCCCUGUCCUCCACCCCCACAGCCAACCCCAACCAGCUAGGCCCCAGGCUCAACAAGCCUGGCAGCAGCAGCAAAAACCCUGCCGGCAAGAUGAACACCCGGGACCAGGUGCUGCUGCCGCCCGCCCACCCCUCCUCCGACCCUGACCGCCACCGCCACGUCCCAGGCAUAACCUACCCUCCCAAUUUCCCCCAUGUGCCCAUCCCAGACCCCACGUCCCCAGAGAGAGGAGGGCCUCCCGGCGCAGUAGAGGUAAUCAGGGAGUCCAGCAGCACCACGGGCAUGGUGGUGGGCAUCGUGGCGGCCGCUGCCCUCUGCAUCCUCAUCCUGCUCUACGCCAUGUACAAGUACCGUAACCGGGACGAGGGCUCCUACCAGGUGGACCAGAGCCGAAACUACAUCAGUAACUCGGCCACGCAGAGCAACGGCACCCUGGUGAAGGAGAAGCAGCCGGGCACAGCCAAGACAACCACCAAGAACAAGAAGAACAAAGACAAGGAGUACUACGUCUGAGACCAGCCAGAGACAGAGGACGAAGGGAGACGCACAGAGAGAGACAGGAAGGGAGGGAGAGAGUGGAGAGGGGAGAGAUGGAGGUAGAGGAAGGAGAAAGGUAAGGCAGUAUAUGACCUGAGAACUGUAAAGUAAGUAGUAACAUCUUUGUUGGCAGAGUUUUAUUUUGUUUAGUAUGUAGGUUACCUUGCUGCCAAAAUGACCUCCUCGCGUUCCUCCUCAACCCAUUUAGAGCCUAAAGCAGAGGGAGAAAGGAUGGGAUUGGCACAGACACCUUUUUUUACAUCUUCAUUACAUCUACACACAGUCCUAUUUUUUCACAACUAUUAAAAAUAUUAUUGCGAUUUUUCUUCAGUACAGUAAUAUUCUUUCUCACAUAGCCUCAUAAACUUUUCUUUGAAAACACAGACAGACAAAGUCUUGACUACAAUGUCUCGCUCAAUACAAUAUAAUUUUGUGCCAACAGCCAUACCCAGAUCUCAUGCUACAAUGGAGCUAGCUAAUCCAGCACUGUUUAAAGGGUAUUGUAUUGUACAUAGCCUACAAUCAGAGUUAAGCAUGGUGAUUGACUAUAGAUAGACACAGCGAAGGAAGAACCACCAUCAGUGUUUGAGCAGAGGCCUAUUCGUCUGUAUCAGAGGUUAAGUAUCUGGUCUAAAUAGCUAAAAAGCUAACAUAUUAAAUCGUAAAUGUAUUGAUUCUAUCUACUAGAUGGGUUUGUAUUGGAAAUUGAAACCCCACUGCUAGCCAAGUACAGUAACACCAAAAUACUGCCAACAAACAGAAACUAGGUGUCAAAUCUGCCUCCUUCCCUCAUCCAAGUAUUCAAACUUCACCUCACUUGUCUCUCGUGAAGUCUCUCCCUCUUUCUCUCACUCCUUCUCUCACUCGUGAGCGUCUUUUUCUGUCCCUGUCUAUGGUCCUGAGGAGCUGAUGCAACAUUAUUCUGCUGUGUUUCAAGCAUGUAGUAUUCAUUUCCGAAAAAUAUAAACUUUCUGUGGAGAAAACACAAAAAAUGAUGAUGAUAACGUUUAACUAGCAAACCACGUGUGAGAACAACACCUUGAACCAACCAACGGAUGCUACGUUUUACGUUUUAGCCGCCAAAACAACUACUGAGGCCAAAACCCUAGGUCGUCUUUCAGUUUUCCAGCAGAUAUCCUUAAUGUGUUUUUCUUGGGGGCGCCACACAGCAUUUCCCCCUACUGAGCCCACUACCGCAGAGGAUGUGGCUCACGUCGUUACAGUCCUAUCACACACAGACCAGAAACCAACCUCCAGCAGACAACCUGACUUUGUUCUAUAUAAAUAUAUAUAUGUAUAGACGUUUCAGAGAAAAAACCCUAUGGACCUAACUGAGAGUGUAUCAUAAGAGGAGAAAUGCACCCUAAUGCUCGCGCAUCAGUGGACUGUGUGGACGGACGAUGAUGGACAAUUGAUACUUGACGUGAGACCGAUUUCCCCCACCAAUCCCCUUAAUCAUGCACACUUUGACCAACAUUCAACGACAGUGGGAAACGCAGCCCCACUAAGGUGGAGUUUAAAAGGAAGAGUGGGACAGUGUUUUUUCGUUUGCUGUUUUUGUUUUUUAGUUUCUUUCCCUGAAAAAUGAGAGACAUUUGAUGGAAAUUGUGAAUUAAUUUGCUGGAGUCCCACUGUCGCCCCCUAGUGUUGGGGAGAAAGUGUACGCUACCUUGGAUCUGCGUUCUUGCCUCUCAUUGGUCAAGACUGAUGACAGCCAAUGAGGGCAAGCACAGUGAAACAGGUUCAAUGGAGAGAAAAAAACACAGAUCAAGGCGAACAGCAAGUUCCCUUGCAGAUGUACAACAAGAACUCUAGUAUUCCAAUUUUCUCAACUCUAUUAAAAAAGAAAACUGUACCAUGAAAAGAAAAGAAAAACCUUCAAAAAAAGUUUGUGAAAUGUCUAAAUAUUUGAAUCUCAUCCCAUUACUAAGAAAAUGUGUUUUCCCUAUUACCAUUCCUGUUCGGAGAAAAAAUAUGACAAAGAUAAUCAAUUCUGGGAAAUUUAAAAUGUAUAUGUUAUUUUUCGGUAAUUAAGCAAAUGUGAUUUGGGUUACAAACAUUAAACCUCUCCUCCAUCCCUCCUACUGCCAUCUCAAUCCAUUCUUGUCCCAUGUCCAUCCCUCCAUCCCUCAUCACCCUUUUCUCACAAUGGCAGAUUGUAUGUAACCAUUUAACUGAAGACCGCACAAGGUCUCAACCAUCCACUAUUUUCUAUUGUUUUAUUUCUAUCUCUAUCUAUAACUGCUAGAUCAAAAUGGCCGCCAUGUCUGGAGACUGACUCCAUCCCACCAAUCUUUUUCCUCAUCCAGUUUGUCCGGUUUCUCUUUCAAUCCAUUGCGAAACGAACCAUCCUCCUCCUCCCAGUAUCUUCCUGUUCUUUCUAAAUGUUAUUGUAAAGUGUUCCAGUGAGAUUACUCUAAAUAUGUGUACAUUAACAGAGGGGAAUACACUUGGUUAUAUACUUCUUCUA
This is a messenger RNA of Coregonus clupeaformis (lake whitefish), 5986 nucleotides long. RefSeq names its product neurexin-1-beta. Lineage: Eukaryota; Metazoa; Chordata; Actinopteri; Salmoniformes; Salmonidae. The coding region runs from base 1420 to 3492 and encodes 690 amino acids. The transcript has 7 exons. The record is from RefSeq and is a predicted model, not a curated record.